AUGAAGCGAAGAGGAGUCCGGCGGGCUUGCGAUGCCUGCCAUUUGCGAAAACAACGUUGCGACGGGCUGCAGCCGUGUUUCAGAUGCUCCAAGAGUGACAAGAUAUGCUCCUACGGCGAGGAACAUCUUCCGGGAGCCUCUGAAAUCGUGAACCUGAUGAGCACCGUGCUCUCGUCCCUGGGAACGAUCGAGCAAAAAAUUGACCUGCUAGGCGGUAUUUCUGACAUGCCAGCCACUGAACCCACUCCUGCCGUUCACCGUCCACCGGUCGCUAUCCAAACCAUUUCGCUUCGAGGAGCACCCAUGUCAACGGUGCAAAGUGCAUACUCGAUGGCCGGCAAUGGAAUGUCCGAGAAUAACAGCACUACACCCUCAGUUCGGUCACCGCUAACUCUUCUACAUCAGCUCUAUCGCACAGACCACUGGUGUUGCGACCCUGUGUCGCUGGGCAUUUUGUCGUUGCAAGAUGCUCAACAACUAGUCGAUUUGUACUUUGAACAGAUGCACAGUAUGGCACCGCUUCUUACCAAAAGCAUCCACUCAAACGCAGCCGAGCUGCGCGAGCGAUCAACACUGCUUUUUCUCACUGUCUGCUGUGUGGGAGCACGGAGCCUUUUUCAGCAAGGUCAGAACAUACAUGACUUGGCUGCUUUGCUCGAUUUUUCACUAUCCCGAGUGGUUUUAGGACGAACAGAUCGUAUCACGCUCGAGCAGCUCGAAUCCCUGCAAAUAUACGCCCAUUGGAUGCCACUGAGAGUGAAUCAGAGCGCCAGUAGAUACAACGAAGUUUCUGUAUGGAACGUUAUUGGACUAACUAUCCGAUGGGUCAAAUUCAUGGACCUGGAGGGCCAUUUGCAAACAAAAUUCACUGGCUCACUUGAAGACGUGCGAAUUCUACGAAUCAUGUUCAACCUUGUUUCUCUUGACUACCAAACUCAUCUGUCCACACAGCUGCCCACGACAAUUGACCCCGUCCCGCUCGUGGCCCUCGCCCGAAAAUUUUGCUCGACAGCGAGUGCAGAGACCAAUGAUCACAAGCUUCUGGGACUUUGUGAGCUCACUCUGGCUCUCAAGCACGCAACUGACCUAAAAUACGUGAAUUUCUUUCUGGACGAAUGGGUAGCCGAGUGGACCAAUUAUCCCAAAGCGCAGCUCAGCAUGUCUGAAAUACCGUUUACGUCCAUGCGUUGGUACCGUUUGAGCCUAAAUAGUGCACCACUUGCAGGGCUUUGUGCAGGAAUGCCGGUCCCGGAGAGCGAGGAACGAGCUGUGCUGGUGGCCUUGAAGCGGAGCGUCGAGGCGGCUCUUGACAUGUUCGGCUUAUUUCUCGAAACUCCCGGAUGGGAAGAACCGAAAGUCAAUCACGCGUUUCUUUCUCGCUUCCGCUGUGCCAUCGACUCGUACUGGAUGACACACGCGUUUGCGUUUAUCUUGCUGUGCAUUCUGUACGCUCGCGGAGCAGUGGACGAGACAUUCUUCUGUCGCAUACCGACGCAGAACCAAACCACUCCUCCGGCCCCCAACUCGCCCCUCUCCAACCUUCUCCACCUGGGUCUGCGCGUUUUUGAUCUCGACUCCACUCAUCCUGCUGCUCAUAUUGCUGCACUGGUCCACCAGGUCUACGAUUCGCUGGAACUACUGGACGACUCGAAAAACUAUGUUGAGGACGUGUUUCCAAUUCCUCUUGAUGAAGGGUUUGAUCUUAACUUGUUUCUAGCUCGGCAGUGUGGUGACUACACGUAA
This is a messenger RNA of Ogataea haglerorum, 1743 nucleotides long. RefSeq lists its product as uncharacterized. Bases 1 to 1743 code for a protein of 580 amino acids. The record is from RefSeq and is a predicted model, not a curated record. Gene Ontology annotation, biological process: regulation of DNA-templated transcription. Gene Ontology annotation, cellular component: nucleus. The transcript has a single exon. Gene Ontology annotation, molecular function: thiosulfate-cyanide sulfurtransferase activity; transcription cis-regulatory region binding; DNA-binding transcription factor activity, RNA polymerase II-specific. Lineage: Eukaryota; Fungi; Ascomycota; Pichiomycetes; Pichiales; Pichiaceae.